This is a messenger RNA of Sinocyclocheilus grahami, 1512 nucleotides long. RefSeq names its product neuropilin and tolloid-like protein 2. The record is from RefSeq and is a predicted model, not a curated record. Gene Ontology annotation, cellular component: postsynaptic density. The transcript has 7 exons. Gene Ontology annotation, molecular function: ionotropic glutamate receptor binding. NCBI's taxonomy places the organism in Eukaryota, Metazoa, Chordata, Actinopteri, Cypriniformes, Cyprinidae. Bases 1 to 1398 code for a protein of 465 amino acids.
AUGCCCCAUUUUUGUUUUCUUGCAGCCUUGGUUCUGCUUAUCCUGAUAGAGGAGGGUUUCGCACUGGCACAGAAAACUCAAGCUUUGCCUCAGAAUGUGGCUGUUGAGGAUAAGAAACCGGCUCACUGCGGAACUUUGAUCCAGACGGCAAAUGGAGGAUCAUUCAGUUCUCCAAACUACCCCAACACUUACCCACCAAACAAGGAGUGUGUGUACAUCCUGGAGGCCCAUCCACGGAAGAGAAUCCAGCUCAUCUUCGAUGACAUCUACUACAUCGAGCCGUCCUUUGAGUGUCGCUUUGAUAAUAUUGAAAUCCGUGAUGGGCCGUUUGUUUUCUCUCCGUUGAUUAAUCGGUUCUGCGGGGCAAAGAGUCCAGGAAUUGUCACCUCUUCCGGACGCUUCAUGUGGAUCAGGUUUACCAGCGACGAGGAGCUGGAGGGACUGGGCUUCAGGGUGGAGUAUUCAUAUACUGCAGAUCCUGACUUUCAUCUCCAUAUUGGGGGACUCUUGAAUCCCAUUCCAGACUGUCAGUUUGAAAUGUCUGGAUCAGAUGGUAUAAUCAGAUCUAGUCAAGUUGAGGAGGAAAACAAGGUGAAAUUAGGGGAAGCACUGGACUGUAUUUGGACCAUACGAGCUCCACCGAUGUCUAAGAUCUAUCUCCGCUUUCUGGAAUAUCAGUUGGAGAACUCAAAUGAGUGUAAGAAGAACUUUGUUGCAAUCUAUGAAGGCAGUAAUGCCAUUGAAGAUCUAAAGGCCAAGUUCUGCAGCACCGUUGCCAACGACAUCACGCUUGAUAAUGCUGUGGGUGUGGUCAGAAUGUGGGCCGACGAGACCAGCAAACUGAGCCGCUUCCGUAUGCUCUUCACGGUCUUUGUUUUGAGCCGUAAGGGUUUAUUCAGCGCUGCAGAGACGCAGGAGGUGCUGGAGCCUCCUCAGUACGAGCUCUUCUCCAUGCGGGAAGCGGAGCUGCCGGAGGAUCUGUCGGAGGAGCUGGAGAGUCUGCAGAAACUCCGCCGCUCCUCCAGCAUGUCCCGCUGUGUCCACGAGCAUCACUGUGGCGCUCCGAGCAGCGCCGCCUCCAUCGUCAUGGCAAGCAGAGCGCAUCAUCUCUCGCACGACUCUGAUGACAUGAGUACGGAUGUUGGAGCCAGAGGCUGGGGCAGCUUCCACGGACGCAGGAGCAGCUCCCACUCGCACCCUUUCACGCACGACCCGCGCGCUCACGCUUACAGCGCCCAGAGUCUGAGAGAGGCACUGGAAGAUGAGGAGCUGGGGCUGGAGGAACGGGUGAUGGAGGAGAUCGGCUACAAUGAUUUUAUCACCCGUGGACGCAACGUCAUGAUGGUACGUAAUCAUGCCAACCCUGUCCAACAACGCUCCCUCUCUAUGGACUUCUGAGUGGUGCGGAAGUCAGCUGACACUUUUUAUUUGUCGUGUAAAAAUUCAAUAAUAUAAUGCGUAGCUGUAAAUGUUUGCCCACACCUACUUUUAUUAUUUUACUAUUUUAUUUCA